GCCCACAGCCCUCCGCACACAAUAACACUGCUUAUGUUUUGCAAGAAUUUUUACAUUGGCAUUGCUUAAAUGCCUUUUGUCUGCCUUUCCCUCUGAAGCCUCUCAGAAGAAGGAGAAAAGUGUAGAUUUGAACAGACUUAACUCCAGCACAGAGAGGACACAAUGCCAGACUUGUGAUGUUUAAGGUGGUGAGAGACACAAACUAAAAACCACAUGAAGCUGAAAACAGACUUAUGCUAAGAACAAUGGAUACCCAAAAAGAGAACGGCAUCUCUCCAAAAGAGAAUGGGAGCCAAAGAAGACCACCCUCCUAUUCUGUAGAGACACCCUAUGGAUUCCAUCUGGACCUGGACUUUCUCAAGUAUGUCGAUGACAUUGAGAAAGGCAACACUAUUAGGAGGGUGCCAAUGCAGAGAAGGCAAAGAGGGAGAAAUAAUGGUGUCCUGUCACGUAACUUAAGCCUUCCAGGUUAUGGAUGCAGAAAUACAGAGUGGAACUCAGUACGCACUUUAUGGCCCAAAACAAAACUGGGAGACUCUCAACAACAUUUUGAGUUUCGAUCUAGUGACAGUGUUUCGGCUGGAUAUGCCAGGAGGGGAGAACCCAUCUAUAAGUCCUUCACAUCUGCAGAGAUGGAGGCUUUUGAUGAGCAGCCCUUAGGAUGUUACGUCAGGCCAAAUCUCUUGAGAGCCUCCAGUUUACCCUUGACCGUUUUAUUGAGAAAACACUCUGAGUCAACGGAGGAUCCAACCAGCCCUAGCAGCCCCAAGGAAUAUCUAAUGCAGGAAACCGGCUCUUCUGAAGAUGUAUUCCAUGCCUCCGACAGAAGGAUAGGUAGAGCAAACGGGACCCUCCAGCGGCUCACUGCAGCUCUUGAACGAGUUGGGGAAUUAGAAGAGGAGAUCCGAGUCGUUCCUGAGCUCAAGGCGCAGAUAUGUAUUUUGCAGGAGGAGCGAGAGAGACUUUUGCUCCAAUUACAUUCCCAAAACAAGACCACCGGGCCACUGGAUGUACCCACUGCUCCUCUACACAUUAAGAACUGGGACACUUCUUCGACUAUCAGAGAAAAUCAAGACAAAGCAAGCGAUGACUGGAUGAACCGAGAAUAUGACCGGCUAGAGAAAAAUGUCAAGGUUUCUUCUGAACAAGUUGAUGCAGUUGCAAUGACUUCAACUACUGAAAGAUUUCUUCCAGAGAUUGAAAGAUGUAAAACGGUCUCAAGAGAAAGAGAUCUCUUAGAAACUGGAGACAAAACUAAGUCUCUCACUGAAAGUCUCCAGAGAAAAGUUGUUUUGCUGGAACAGAAACUUCAUGAAUUCGAGGUAGAGCUAGACAAGACAAGAGCUUUGCAGAAAGAGCAAGUAAAGGAGAGUCUUCUCAAGGAUGAGAAGAUCAAGAAGUUGACCGUACAGCUUGAAAUGGGGCACACACUGGCCAAGGUGAUUUCAUCUGAAAGCUCCUUAGUAAGUACACAAAGUCUUGAACCUGUGGUAGAACUGCAGGAAACAUUAAUAAGUGGGCAAGAGAUGCCAACAGUGGAGGCAACUGUUUCUCAAGUUCUGGAUGAACCUCCAGUAUCACAUGCAGAUGUGGAGCACCAUGUGAAAAGAUUACAAGAGCUCCUUCAGGAGCAAUGGGAAUGCCUUUGUGAACACGACUCAUCAGGGAAAAUGUCUUUAGACCACUUGCCUCCACGUGUCUCUACUAUUCAAGAGCAGUUAACAACUUUGGUCACCAUUCUUUCCCUCUAUGUGUUUCCUACUGGUGAUGCUUCACAACCAGGAGAGAACCCCAAGAGAGAACAUCUGAAGACAAUCAGCAUAAGAGACAGUGGGAGCAUGGAGACAGAGGAAAUAAGUACUGCUAUCAAACCACAAGAGCAUGCAGAAGUGGAUGCUGGCCUUAGGAAGAACACAACUAAAGAAGAAGGCAAACUAUGGACCACAUGGACAACAGAGUCCAGCAUACAAACAUGCAAAAGUAAAAAUGCAGAAUUCAGUCCAAAAGAAGAUGCCAUAGAUGUAGAGACCACAAAACAAGGAAAUCUACACAAGCAAACAAGUCAGGCAAGAGAUCUAGAGGAUCAGAUAGAGGAAGAAGGGAAUGAUUGCAUUUCUUUGAGCACGGACUCAGAACAGAAAUCUCUGGCAAUGAAGAAAAACAGGAAAGCUGUUGAUAAAGAUUUCAUAGAGGCAUGCUAUUUCAUGAGAGACCACAUGGAUAAAGUGUCAGAACCUGAUAAUGAACUGAGCCAGGCUCUCACUGUGGUGUUCCAGCAGUGGUUUCACAUCUCUGCUGAGGAGGGAGCAUGUACCGACACUGUUGCUUUGUAUCUCAACGAGGUUAACUCACAAACACCCACAGUCCUUCAGUUCCUGGUCAACAUGGCGGAUGAUAAUGGGAACACCGCCUUGCACUAUAGUGUGUCUCAUUGUAACUUCAGCGUCGUUAAGCUCCUUUUAGACACAGGUGUAUGUGAAGUGGACCUGAGAAACAAGUCUGGCUACACUGCUAUCAUGCUGGCCUCCUUGACAGCUGUAGAAUCACCAGCAGACAUGAAAGUGGUCCAGCAGCUGAUGGAGCUUGGUGACGUCAAUGCCUGUGUUGGGCAGGUGGGACAAACAUCUCUUCACUUGGCAGUAAGACAUGGACGUGUUCCAAUGGUGCGUCUCCUGCUAGAACAGGGAGCAGAUCCUAAUGCCCAGGAUCACGCAGGAACCACUCCACUGAUCAGCGCCUGUGAUCGGGGACACAUCAACAUUGUUCGAAUUUUGUUACAGGAAGCAAACUGCGAUGCCAAUUUAAAAGACAAGGGUGGCCGCAGUGCGUUAUCUCUGGCAACACAGGCCUCUCACACAGAGAUAGCAGACCUCCUGAAAGCCCGCACAGAAACCAAGAGCUCAGACAAAUGCAAGGUAUCUUAGAGCGGAGCUUGGGUAUCUCACUCAUUUCUACAUUAAUAAACAUACAUGUACAGCAAUAACAUGUCAAUAUCUUAAAGCCAGGAAGGCAGUAGUUUGCUAAUAUAAAGCUUGUCAAUGUACAUAUAACUGUCUCAGAACUGGCAAUAACAGUUAAAUGUGCAUCUUUCCUAUAAAUUCCACUCAGAUCAUAAAAUAUAUUUUGUAACCAAUGCAGUUUCUUAUUUUUCUUCUUAUGUACUUAAUAAAUGAAACUAUUCUAUUAAACUAGUCCAAAUCCUUUGGAUGGUUGACUGUGUAUUUGAACACAAUAUGCUUAUCCAUUGAAUGCCAAACAAAUCUGACAUCUUCAAAGCAGUGUGGUUUGCUAGUCUAGAGGAUUUUCUUCAGUACAGUAAAUCAGCUGAAGAGAAUUCUUUAACAUCUACAUUGCAGUUCUUUGCCAUCAUGAAGGUUUAUUAUUUGCAUGAAUUGUAAAAGUGUUGUAUUUUAUGUAUUAUUUUUUUAAUGUACUUAUCACGUUUGCAGAUAUUUAGGAAACAUGCUAAAUUCACAGUUGCUUCUCCAAAAAACAAGAACUGUAAGGACUGCUGCUUUUUUAUAAUGUCCGCUGGCUGUUUAAUUAUCAUUUGAAACUGGCAGCUCCGGUAGUAAGAAGAAAGGAUUUAUCUUGAACACUGUCAUGGAAAUUAUAUAUAAACUCUAAUUAAAGGAUUUAAUAAUCAAUCUAAAAUGAUUUUUUACCUGUAUUGUAUUAGGCUGUACGUAGUGGAUAAGCGCUAUGUAAAAUGAAUGGAUGGACGAUUCAGCUGCAAGUGCUAUCUUCUGGCGAAACACAACAUUUCAUUCGGUGUGCGACUCUCACAGUGCAUUGUGGGUGUUCUCUAGCCAUUGAGCAUACAUUAUUUGUUUUAAUGUACUCGAUAUGUCCACUAAGGUUUCGGACAUCACUAAAAACUAAGUGCCCUAUUUAAGCGAAUGGGGGUGAUUUCGGAACAGGGUCUGGCCCUGUUCCAAAUAGCACACUUCAUGACUUACAAUGGCCACCUUGUUUACCUGUCUGUUACGUCCACGAGACCGUAGGGUAUCCCAUUCAUCAUUUUGGCCUUCAGAAAGGUGCUCAUGAGCGCCCCCUUUGGGGCCACUAUGCACCCUCGAUGCACACUUCUGGCGAGCUCAGCAGUAGACUUCUACCCGAAAGUCAAAGCGGCAUUACUUCAUGAAUGUGUGGACUCAGAGGAAGACUGCAAGGGUUUAGGGUGUGAUUUGGAACAUGGACACUGUUUUUGAUUUGCUCUGUGUGACUCCACCCAAUGCCAAUUGACCCAAUAGUAUUUCUGCAACAGU
Messenger RNA from Carassius auratus (goldfish), 4268 nucleotides. RefSeq names its product KN motif and ankyrin repeat domain-containing protein 4-like. Gene Ontology annotation, molecular function: protein binding. Gene Ontology annotation, cellular component: cytoplasm; cytoskeleton. Bases 234 to 2924 code for a protein of 896 amino acids. The transcript is spliced from 11 exons. The record is from RefSeq and is a predicted model, not a curated record. Gene Ontology annotation, biological process: negative regulation of actin filament polymerization. NCBI's taxonomy places the organism in Eukaryota, Metazoa, Chordata, Actinopteri, Cypriniformes, Cyprinidae.